Sander lucioperca (pikeperch) is the source of this 7939-nucleotide messenger RNA. Its product is annotated as basic helix-loop-helix domain-containing protein USF3. Lineage: Eukaryota; Metazoa; Chordata; Actinopteri; Perciformes; Percidae. The record is from RefSeq and is a predicted model, not a curated record. Gene Ontology annotation, molecular function: protein dimerization activity. The transcript is spliced from 7 exons. Bases 211 to 7227 code for a protein of 2338 amino acids.
AUUGUUUUGAGUAAUGAGAUGAGUUUAAUGCUCUGCUAACCAACAGUUAGCCUCCAAUCUCAAAGUACCUGCAGCGACAGAUAGUCCCUAAAAAUGCCGAGGCUAGAGUCUGUCCGGAUGUUUUAUGUGUUCAUUGCAGGAUGGGCACGGAAGGGAUUUAAGGUCCAGCUGUUAAUUUGUUGACUGGUACCUUAUAACUGUAAGGACAUAAUGCCAGAGAUGACCGAAUCUCAGACACCCGGUCGUAAACCCAAAAAGAAGAAAAACAAAGAAUCACACAAUGCAGUUGAGAGACACAGAAAAGAGAAGAUUAAUGCUGGGAUUAACCGCAUUGGUAAUCUUCUGCCCUGUUCCCAGGCACUGAAACAGAGUAAGAUCAUGAUCUUGGACCAGGCCGUUCGCUACAUCACUGAACUGAAGAAACAAAAUGAUACAUUGCUUCUGGAAGGAGGUGAUAAAGUCCAAGCGGAGGAGAUCCGUCGGCUACGGCGUCAGAUGGAGGAGCUGAGGAGGGAGAGUGCUCACUACAUCGAGCUCCUCAAAGCCCAUGAUAUUAACAUUCUAGAAGACCCCACAGUUCACUGGAAGGGAAAUCAGCGUUGCGCCAAAGUUGCAAAGGUGACCCCCACUCACCAACUCCCAAAGGGGAUCAUUGUCUAUUCCAAUGGCAAUGUGAUGUGCCCAGCAGGGAAGGAGAGUAGCCCAGCGAAACAACCUUCUGAAACAUUAAUUAUUCAGCCUCCUAAAGUCACUGCUAGGUUGAGGGUUAAUGGAGCACUGCUGCAAGUUAAUACCUCCUCAUCCACCCCUGCACUUCUCCCUGGGUCGACCGCCACACCCAUCCAGUCUACACCUGGCCUGAGAAUGAUAGAGCAGUGUGUGGUCGAGACACCGACUGCAGCCACCAGCCUGCCACCCUCUGUGUCUUACAUCACCCUCCAGAUCCCUGCAGCCACCACAGCCCUGUCCCAACCACCACAGCCUGCAGCCCCAGUCCAGACCCUCACCAUAGCAGCCACCUCAGCCUCACAGCUCUCCACUGAAAGUCCUGCUCAGCCUAUGUCCAAUCUCACCACACUUACCCAGGCUAUAGCCACAUCCAGAGCAGCAGCAUCAGAGGUUUGCUCUUGGGUCACACAGGACCCUGCUAUUAGGACUGUAAGUUACACUGCUAUCCCCAACAGCCAAGCCCUUCUUAGGGCUGGGGCUGCAGGCAGCACACAGACUACCUGGACAACGCUGCAGAUGGCAGGGAACACAGUGCAGCCAGUCUGUCAGAGUCUCCCCACCCCAGAGGUCAUCAAUACCACCCAGGCUGUCCAGCAGGUGACUCUGUGCCCAAUGGGCAACAAACCCUCUGUUCAGCCCAUUCAAAUACAAAUGCAACCACACGUGCCUGUACAGCAAGCACCCAUUACAGCCCACAUUCAAGCACAGCCCUUUCAGAGAGCACCCCAGCUACGGCCAGCAAUCCUGAACCAGGCACAGCCUCAGCCUGUUCUAGCCCCCCAACCACAUUGUGCUGUUCUCUCCCAUUCAGCCAUAGUACCCCAACCAGGUGUGGUGGCCCACCCUGCAGUAGUGCCAUCGCAGCCCCAGUCUGCUGUACUUCAACCAGCAUCGUUGGUUUCCCAUCCACCGAGAGCCCUCAUAUCUCAGCCUCAGCCCAUUGCUCAGCCAGCCCUGGUGCCCCAGCCACAGGCCACUGUGCUGCCCCUCCUUCAGACCAUGCAGGUGCUGCAGGUCAACACAACUGGAGGGACAGCCUCAGGUGUAACAGCACCACAGAACACCAACAACCCAAGUGUGGUCAUCCUGCAGCAGGCCAGUUCUUGCCCAACCCAGUCAGUUGUAAGGGAGGAAAUAACCAAUCAGACACCGUGUCAGCAUAUUGUAAUCAUCCAGGCACCCACUCAGGUUGCACCUGCCCCUCAGAAUCCUCAGGUUGGCAUGGUGCCUGCUUCUGUGCCCACUGCAGUACCUGUUGUGUCUACUCAAGUACCAACAGCCAGCAGUUCACCAUCUGCUACUUCCUUACAGAGUGUUGGGGGAAAGCAACUGGUGCACAUUCUCCCACGCCCUGUUCAGCCUCAUAUGAACCAUCCCCUUCAGGUCACUCAGGCCUCCUCUUCCCCACCUGUUCCUUCAACACCACAGACUAUCACUGUGAAUGGCCAGGUGUUUGCCUUGCAGCCCAUGAAGACCUCUGACAAAUCCAGCUCCCAGGCUGGCCAGAGUACACUCCAGCUGGUCCAGCCCACCACCACUGAAGAACCAACUACUAAUGUGGCCCUCAACAGUUUAGGUGCACUCAGCAGUCUCAAUCAGAGCAUCUCUCAGGGCCUUCCACUUACCAUUUCUAGCCAGAACAAUGGUCAGCCUCCAGCUGCUCCAUCAUCAGUAGUCCAGCAGAAGCAGCCUCCUGCUCCAGCAUCCGUCCCUGGCACCACACUUGCUCUACCUGCCCGCCAGCUACAGGUCCCUUGUUUGAACCCAGUCAAAUCAGGGCUGAUGGUUAAUGCCUCUAUACCUCCAGGAAAGAGGCUUCGCACAACUUUAAAUACAAAGAGGGCAACAGCUAAAAGGACUAAACCAGCCAAGAAAAAAGAGCUUAGUCAGGCACCGCCUGCUGUUGCUGUUUCAGCCAAGCCAGUGGUUGCUGCAGGAGAGACGGUUCAAGUUUCAGUAUGUCAAGUUUUACAGUCCUCGACUGUAAAGGUCACAGACAUUCCCCCCACUUGUACCACAGCUGUCACAACUACAGAUUGCAGUGAAGCUGUAGGGAAUGUCACCUCUACACAAAAUACUCAGAUGAUGAUUGUGUGUAGUUCAUCUAGUGAGUCACCUGUAUUUAGUCAGUCCCAUCCACAGAGCAAAAACUCUGUCAGUGCAAUUCAGACUGAUGUUGUAUUCAGUCAUACUAACACUAGUGGUAUGGCAAUUUCAGUUCCAACUGUCAAUGCCACAUCGGUCAAGCCAACAGUUAGUGCAGCUGUGGCCAUUGAGCGUAAACCAGCUGUAGUUUCUGGCAACAACUCAACUGUAACCAAACUCCCAGUUCCAGAGGUUAAACAGCCAACCACCAGUGCAGGAACUAGCACAACACAGAGUAAGUCAGCUUCUGCUGCCACCACUGCUGUUUCGAAACAGAGCAAAUCUGUGGUCAGCUCUACAGACUCUGAGACUCUGUACACCUCCACCACUGUUUCUACCGCAUGUCUGACACCAGUCUGCACCAGCAGUAUCCCAGCAACUGCACCAGUAUCUUUACAUCAGGCGACACAACCAAAUUCAGUAUGUCAUCCCCAGGUAUCUAAUACCCAAGAUCCUCUGCCCUGUAAUAAACCUCAGUCUCAGCCCACCACGUCACCCUUGGUGUACACAACUGUAGCACUCUCAUCACCUGCGGCAACUUUUUCUGCAUCACACAGCUCUAUCACAGCCCCUACAACAAGUUCAGAGUUUAGGAAAAGGGUCACAACCAGUAGAGCUCCAACACAGCAGACUGAUGUGAAUAUGCCCAACCUCUCCCCCUGCCACCCCGCUGAAGUCAAACCAGCCCAGCCCCCUAGAAGAGACAGGGAAGCUCAGGUAGAGAGACACUCCACAGCAGCAGAUAAAGACGGCUUAGUGGCAGCGACUUCUGGCACUCCUUAUAGAAAGGAUUCUGCCCUAUCUCAACAGGUGUACACUAACCUUGACGAUCAAACUAUAGAGCAACCUAUGAUAUCUAGCAGACAGACAGAUUCUCCCAUGUCUUCAGGGGCAGGGGGAGGCAGAGGGUUCUCUGUGGCAUCCAUGCUUCCCCAGGGCCACACUAUUGGUGCGUCAUCUGGCUCCUUUGGAACAUAUACAUUCACCUCGGAGCAGGCAGAAAUGCUGGCCUUGGCCAUGCUAGAACAGGACAGUCCAGGAAGGCGGAGUGGAAGCUGCACUGUUAACACUGCUUCAACAAACCCCACUGCAGCAGCAUGGGAGCCCCCAAAAAACCCAGCAGUGUCCAGCAGUAAAGAAAGGGGCACAACUGGACAGCAGGCAAAAGUGACUAAACCCAUGGACACAGUAACAGUUAAACCCACUGUCCAGGUAUCUGUCAGAGGACAUGCUGGGGAGGGGCCCAAUGGAAGCAGACAUCCACAAAACAUGUCAUACUCCCAGUCUCUGACCCAGGUCCAGUCUCAGAGCUCAUCCCAGAGUGGCACUGUGGCUAGCCUUAGCGUCAACAACCUGAUCAGGCCCAGCUCCAGUCAGCAACCUUACCCUGGCUCUCCCAGUCUUGUUGGCCAACAGGGCUCAGUUCCCUCACCUGUAGGGACCUCAGCCCACAUAUCCCAACCCCCAAACAACGCCCUCUCACCCUGCUCAGGUGCAGCCCAACUGAAUGAGUACACCCCCUUAAAGACUGCGUUAAUGAGGGCUCAGGCUGGAGUUGGUGUAGGUGAGCGACAAGUGAAGAUCAUCUCCAAGCGGCAGGCCCAGGAGGAGGUGAUGCUGAACACUGGAAAACGGCCCAAGCCUUGCCCUCCAUCAGCUACCACGGUUAGCCAUAUGGACGUGAAAGCACCAGACCACAGCCAGAUGAUGGUGGGACAGCUGCCCCCCACGUCCUCAGCUGUCAUGACAAGGAUUAAUUCAGAAAGUGGAGGCCCCCUCUUCUCCACAAACUCUUUCAUGAGCCCAAUAGUUCGGCCCACGGAUGGCCAUUGCCCUCCUCAGGGACCCCCUGAGCAGAACCAGCCAGGUGUGCUUCAUAUGCCCCAGGGUCAUUCACAGCAUGCUGCAACCCAGCCUGGUCAGCACCUGGGAGGAAACAUUUACAUGAAACAGCAGCAGCAAGAGCAGCAGAGACACCAUCUGUAUCAUUUGCAACACCACCUAACACAGCCUGACCCUGCACAGCGCCACUCACUACACCAGAGGGCGCUUCAGCAGCAGCAGCAGCAGCAGCAGGAGCAGCAGCAGCAUGUGCAGAAGAAGCGGGGGCUUGUCAGAGGCAGUCAAACUGGUUCAUCUGCUGGCCUGCAACAGAAGCAGCACCACUUGGAGAAGUCUGGAGUUCAGCAGCAGCAGCAGCACUCACAUCAACAACAACAGACACAGCAUCAACAGCACACACAGCAGCAUCAACAACAGUCGCACCAACAAUCACAACAGCAUCAACAGCCAACACAACACCAACAGUCUCAUCCCCAACAGCACCAACAGCAAACGCAUCAACAGCAGCCACAGGCACAGCAUCAACAACACCAACAGCAGCAGCAGCAGCAGUUACAGCAGCAGCAGAGCUCUCACUCCAGACACCAGCAGCAUCUACAGCAGCAGAUCCAACAGCAGCAGCACUUUAGACACCAGGAGAAGAGCUGUGAAGCCCAGGCAGCAGGAUCCAGGGCCCACCACAGCAGCCACCUGGCCCAGCAGGAGCACCUCAAGCCUGGUCAAGACCAUAACGCUAUGCAGAGGAUGAUGAGCACUCGGACUAUGGAGCAGCAGCUCAUCCCUCCUCCCAGCAAUCCCGUGUCCCGUUCGUCUGACCUGGCCUGUGCUCCAUCACGGCAGGAACGUCACCGCGUUUCCAGCUACUCUGCAGAGGCACUCAUCGGUAAAAGUUCCACCAGUGGUGAACAGCAGCAGCGCAUGGGUCUCCACCUUCAGCCUGGCCGCGGUGCCACACAGGAGCAGCCAGACCUCCGCGGUUACCUGGACACAUCACGAGGGAAGGCCAACAUUGCACACAACCCACAGAACCGCCUGCCCUCUGACCAUCCGGGAUCCACUGAUGUUCAGCGGGUCUCAGAGUGUCCGCCAUUCAAGGUCAUGGGAGGAGGAGCACAUCAACUCGGUGGUUUUGAUGUUCAGGUGUCUCGUGGGAGUGACAUGACCCCUAAGUCAGUGCCGUCCUCCCAGAGGGGCCCUCAGGGGCAGCAGCAGGGCGGAUUCAGGAUGGGUGUUGGCCCUCCAGCAGAUGGCAGGAACCGCUACAGUACAGCUCAUCCCGGCUCACAGGGAGUACAGGUUAGCCUCCCCCGGGAGCAAGAAGGUUGUCACCAGAGUUUCAUGCAAAGCCUCCUUUCCCCCCACCUUCCUGAGCAGAGCAACCACCAGCGAGCAAUGCAGUGCUGUCCCCCAGUCAGCAUGGAGUACAGCUGUGUGCCUGGAAGCUCUUCGGGAGACAUACAGGCCAAGGCCUCCAGCCCCAGUGUGCCCCAGACACAGAAGGCCCCAGCUAUGCGGAUUGGAGAGGGAAACAAGGGCCAUAUUUCUCAGGUCAGCAGUAAUAUGCAUGGAGGCCCAGGUGUGCGCACAGGUCUCCCCCACCCUCCAACCCCACACAGCAGCUCUGAGCCAGGCCGCUCCUCUGCCCCCUCCAGAACACCCACUGCUGUUAGCCAGCACUCCCGCCACAUCGCCCGAGAUACUCAGCCCACCAAGCUGAGACCUGGUGACCGGCCUCGAUCAGGUACUCUGAGACAGAGCAACCCCUUUGAGCCUGAGGGCCACCUGCCUCUGCCCUCGGGAGGAGGGGUGCUGCUGGGCAGACCACAGUCUGGAGGAGAGGCACGACGCAGCACUAUCGUUCGCUUUAUGCCAGAUAGUGCUCAGGUUCCUAGUGACAACAACCUGAUUUCUGACCAACACCUAACACAAAACUUUGGUUUUCCCUUUAUUCCAGAGGGAGGGAUGAAUCCUCCUCCCAUCAAUGCUAACUCCACAUUCAUCCCUCCAGUCAGCCAGCCCAACACCUCUCGUACACCGUCCCUUCUGCCUGUGGAGCCCCAGAACACUUUACCCUCCUUCUACCCUUCCUAUUCUCCAGCUGCUCACCCCAGCCUUCCCAGCGAUGUCACCCUCCAGUACUUUCCCAACCAAAUGUUUACCAGCCCUAGUGCCGACAAGGGCAGCGCUCCUCCACUCAAUAACCGCUUUGGCUCCAUCCUCUCACCGCCUCGCCCUGUGGGUUUUGGCCAGGCCAGCUUCCCCUUGCUUCCAGAUAUGCCCCCUAUGCCCAUUGCCAACUCAUCUGGAAUCACCCCUCACAUAUCCAACUUCAGCCUCACCUCCCUGUUCCCCGAAAUCGCCACAGGCAUGCCCACUGAUGGUUCGACCAUGCCAAUGUCUCCCCUGCUGUCUCUCUCCAACACCUCGGCUGCCGACUCUGGCAAGCAGCCUAAUCGUCCUGCCCACAACAUCAGCCACAUUCUAGGCCAUGACGGAAGCUCAGCUGUGUGAGGAGAGUUCCUGCUGCAUUUUGACGAACUGGUGUUCUGAAGUGAAGAGUUUAACUUUCAAUUUGAGAUAUGUUGUUCUUUUAAAUGUUCAACAAGUUCAGAAAGUGGUGGGGAAGCACCUGAUGAAACGACACCAUGUCUGUCUGAUUGUUUACAUGUUCGCACAGUUUCAAUCUCAAAUGUAUUUCCUUUGGCAUAUGUAUGAUGUCUACGGAAGAGGAUUAGGGCCACGUGAAAAAUGUAUUUGAGUUCUGAGUUUAAAGUCAGAAUUCUCUGAAAAAAGAGUCAGAUUCUCAGAAUUCUGACUUUAAACUCAGAACGUAAUACAUUUUUUCACAUGUGGCCCUAAUCCUCUUCCGUAGAUGUCAACGUUAUAAUUUGUAAUAUUUCAGAAAUCUUUUGAAUUUAACGUGACCAGAAAAUGUGGUCCUUUUUUAUAGCUCUUUGUUUGUUGGUUAAACCGACUGUUUGGUGGUAAAACAAAAUCAAAUUUAGGUUUAGAACCUUAAUUUAAUGUUUUCUUUGUCAUUAAGAAACCUUCUGCACAGUUACUUACAAUGUAAUUUACUAACUUAUAUCAGGUUGUACUGUACAUAAUCUUUUCUUUUCAAAAGCUAUUUUGUAAAUACCAGUGUUUCAUAUCAGAAUUGUUAAUUAUGUAUGUAUUUGUAUAUACAAAAUUGAUUAAUAAAGUUUAUAAGGUGACAUUUGUA